Molecule: messenger RNA, 1440 nt
Organism: Anopheles funestus (African malaria mosquito)
Lineage: Eukaryota; Metazoa; Arthropoda; Insecta; Diptera; Culicidae
Product: p21-activated protein kinase-interacting protein 1-like
Exons: 2
Coding region: 165-1385 (406 amino acids)
Molecular function (GO): protein binding
Source: RefSeq, a predicted model, not a curated record
AGAAAAAAAACAAAAACUUAUUUGUCAAAACAAACUGCUUGGUGCACGUUUUCCGAGUGAGCGGUGAAAUCGUUUGUAGAUCAUUUUGCUAAAAUCGUAGCAAAAACUAUACCGCAUUAUACUGAUACGCGAUCAACAGAGCCAACAAUACGAACCCCGUGACUAUGGCUGGGCUGGAGAUUGUAGUAGGGACGUACGAAGAGUUUAUCGUAUCUUAUCGCGCCGAACCUUUGCGUACCGAUCCGGAUAAACUGUAUCUAAAGGAAUCGUUCGCUGCCCAUCUGCACACCUCGUCUGUGCGAUCUUUAGCAUCACAUGGUAAAUACGUAGCGACCGGCGGUGCUGACGAUCGUAUCUGCCUGUUAGACAUGCAAGACGGCACGAAAGUGACGGAAUUCUUGCACCACGAUGGGACUAUCAACACGCUCGUAUUCUCGAACAACGGCAGUCACCUGUUGUCCGGCAGUAACGACGGUAGUAUGGUUGCCGUCAACAUGUCUAAAAUGGCCGUCGAUAAAACGUGGAAAAGCGCACAUAAAUCGGCAGUGCAAAGCAUUUCCAUUCACCCACAAGGCAAGAUGGCUCUUACCUUGGGUAGUGACAUGACGCUCAAAACAUGGGAUCUAAUAACGGGCCGAGCUCUGUUUACGACCGCAUUGAGCAAAAACAGCAAGUACGGACGGGUGCUCAGCGACGUGCAAUGGUCACCGGAUGGUGAGCAUUUUGCGCUACUCGGAAACCGAGUGGUAGAUAUCAUAAGCAUCGAUACGACCCAUUCCGUUCGCACAUUGGAGUUUGACACAAAGCCCUCUGCAAUGUGUUGGCUUUCGGACGAAGAAAUUGCGAUUGGGUUGGAAAGUGGUAUGCUUGUAAUGGCGAACAUCCACGAAGAGGAGCAGCAGGAAAAGUUACAGAUCUACGAUACACGGUUAAAGGCGAUCACGUGCCUGGGAAAUUACAUCGCCACAGCAUCCAGUGCAGGUGAUGUUUCGCUGUGGCUUCUAGAUGGGACGAAUUUCACCCAAAUUUGCACGCAGCAGAUCGGGUGCCGUCCCAUCUGUUUGGCACUAAUAAACACUGGCAAACCUGUGGGCCAAGAGAAGAACCAGGAGGUAUCAUCGGGGGCGUUGGCGGCUAAAGCCGCACGAGACGAUGAAGUAGGAGAAUCGGCAAGUAGCAUCGCCACGAAAGUAGUUAAGGAACUCGCUUGGGUGAGCGUCGAAACAGAGGAUCCUGUUCAGCUAGCAGCGGCCAGUCGGAUGCAAAAACGUAAGCUUGCCGUUACAAAGGGCAAGAAAGGGAAAGGUUCACAGAAACGUAUAAAAUCGAGUGGUUUUAUUGAAGAAUCAGUCGAAGAAACAAUGACACCCAGUAAAGCAUGUUAAUCCGGGGAAGAGUAUGGCAAAUGUUGAAAUAUAAUUUACAUGUUCGGCAUCGGAA